This is a messenger RNA of Saccharomyces eubayanus, 1875 nucleotides long. RefSeq lists its product as uncharacterized. The coding region runs from base 1 to 1875 and encodes 624 amino acids. Gene Ontology annotation, cellular component: cytoplasm. The transcript has a single exon. The record is from RefSeq and is a predicted model, not a curated record. Lineage: Eukaryota; Fungi; Ascomycota; Saccharomycetes; Saccharomycetales; Saccharomycetaceae.
AUGGAGCUGCCUUCGAUCAACAGCACCACGAGUAUUUCCGACAAUCAGGAGUUGAGGAACUACUACGAUAAGUUGCUGUUCAAGAACAACAGUGGCAACUCGCUAGCGGAUUUGCCCGGAAAGCUGACAGACUUCAACGACAAGAGUGCUGCCGCUGCCCACCCACGCUCCCGAGUGGACUUCAUUAACGGGUACAUCGGCCCCAGGGAGGACAAGCAGUCUCUGUUGGGACAGAAAAACACCAAGAGAGCGUCCUUUAGCGCCUUCACGGGCGAUGACGGGAAACAGCACGAGAGGAUUUCUAGCAGGAAUGGGCCCAACCUGUCCCUUUUCUCGUUUGAGUUCAACGGCUCCCCGGCACAGGAGAGGAAUACGUACAAGCAGGACCACUUGAACGUGGUAAACGCCUCGCCCAACAAUUUGGUCUCUCCCUUAAACGAUAACGCUCAAAAGUACUACCCGCAUCAGCAGACGCAGCAGCUGCAGCUGCAGCAGCAGAGCAUUUUCGACCCGGGAAGAAGAUCCUCCUACAUUGCCGAUACAUUGAUUCAUGGUAACGCCGCCGCCGUUCAGCAACCGCAAUAUACGCGGCCCGUAUACAGCCACAACAAUCCGUCAUUGCAAGUGCCAUACACUGCUCCCUCCGAGUAUGCGCAGCGCCAACCGUAUUCAUCAUCUUUCAAUGCUCGGCGCAACACCCAGCCUGUGGUCAAUAUGCAUCCGCCACCAGCCAACUCCAAUGACACCGGGCUGACGGUCGUUGAUGGUAAGAACUUGACGUCGUCGAGGGAACUGCAUGACUUGUAUCUUGAUUGCGGGUCCAAUUAUUUUGCUAGUGAAAAAGUCUACGGAUUCAUCGACGCCAUCAAGGAAACCUUGCAGAGCAAUGGUGCCUCCGCCGCCGAUUCCAGAAUUAUAGAGUUUUUGAAUUUUUUGAAAAAUUGUAAUUUAAACUACAACCCUCAGUCGGAUGCGUUCACCUCCAACGACGCUUCCAACAAUUCGUCUGGGGCCAAGGCCAGCAACAGCACUUCAAUGCAUUUACACUAUAAACCUUUAGUGCUGGUUUCAUUGAAAAACGGGAAGCUCGAACUACUUUCCAAACCACAAACCGCCACGCUUGUCCUGAAAAGAGGCGACUUGGUCAUUAUUGAUGGAGACCGUGGUAAAGAUCUGGUUCUAGUGGUGGAACCGGUCGUGGAUGUUAACUUGGCUCUAUUCGUCAAUUUCUUGAAGAAAAAAAUACAUUUCGAUUCCCUUAUCACGAGCAACUCGCAACACUUCCCUAACGACCAAUUCGUAAAGACCCUGAUCGACACGACCAAUGGUAAACCUGUUCCUCGCGAACUGGACCCGAAACUGUACGACAUCAUCGAACUAACACAGUUGAUCAUCCCAUCAAAACAGGUUUUGAGAUUUGCGACCCCGUGGGAAUCCUCCACAAAUUUGCACAACAAGUUCCAAGAUGAGUUGAAGGCGCUCCAUAUUGCUCAGUUGAAACUGAGAUCGCUGAACAAUAACAACUCAAGCGGCGGAUUGAAUAUCAAAAUCUUAAACGCGGAGUUCCAAUUCGAUAGGAAAAAAUUGACGUUUUAUUAUAUUUGCCAGGAGCGGAAUGAUUUCAGAGACCUGAUCAAAGAACUGUUCAAAUUUUACAAGACAAGAAUUUGGCUUUGUGCUAUACCGAACAACUUGUCUAUUGAUUCCAAGUUUUACGACUCUAACAAGUUCGAGUGGGAGAUGUAUCAGGAUAUGAUGUCCCACUACUCCAUGGACAACGCGGGGAUUGUCGUGGCGCCUGAAUUGAACCGCUUGAAACUAGACGAUUUCCAAAUUGGCGUCUACAUGGAGUUGGUAAAGGCUUUGUUUGGCUGA